AUGUACAAAUGUUAUAAGGCUUUAAUGGAAUUAAAACGUGAACUUACUCCCAUUGAAUCAUUAGAUUAUUAUCAAUGUUUAAUUAUGCUUAAUAAAUAUACAAUCUCCGAAAAAGAAUUACCAAAAUUAUUAUCAGACGGAAGAAUUAGAACAGAUGAGAUAUGGUACCUGCUUGCUAGAGCACAGCGCAAAUGCAAAAAAUAUUCAAAUAACUAUAGAGAAAGAAUAAAUAAUGACAACUACUCAAAAGCAAAGAGAAGUGUUCAAAUAGCAAUUCAGGUGAAUCCUGCUAAUGAAAAAGUAAUAAAGGAGCAAACUAUAAUAAGCAAACUAAUAGAACGAAAGUCACGAGAAAAAAUAACUCUAGAACAUAAUAUAGAACAUAGAAGACGUGCUGAUGAUUGCGAAUCAUAUAAUAUUUUAUCUAUCGAUGGUGGUGGCAUUCGUGGAAUAAUGGCAGCUAUUUGGUUACGUGAAUUAGAACGAAAAACGAAGCGAACCUGUUCGUCUAUGUUUCAAAUGAUGGCUGGAACAUCAACAGGUGCUAUUAUUGCUGCUGGUUUAUCUGCACCGAACAUUAAUCAUCUGACGAAACCAGCUCAUGAUACUUCGAAGUUAGUUCAACUCUAUAAAACUUGUGGAAAACAUAUAUUUAUCAAAAAGCCGCGUCAUCCACUAAAUCCCUGUAGGAGUUCUUUAUCUUUAGCACCUAAAUAUUCCUCUGAUGGUAAACAGAACUUAUUUGAAUAUUAUUUUGGUAAAACAUUAUUAUAUGAAUGUUUAACUGAUAUCGUUAUACCAGUUGUAAGAAGUGGUGAUACUUAUACUCAUUUAUUUACAAGAAAUGAUGAUUUAUAUUCAACAUGUUUAGUGGAUGUUUUAAUGGCAACAACAGCUGCACCUACUUAUUUCAAGCCACAUUGUUUGAAUGGCAUAAACUACAUUGAUGGUGGUGUACAAAUGAAUAAUCCAACAAUGGCUGCAUAUACAAAAGCUAUUGAAUAUGGUUAUAAGAAAGAAGAGAUAUUUGUAUUAUCAUUAGGUACAGGUGAUUAUAUAGAAGACUCAUUGGUUGCUAAUGAACAUCCACAUAUUAUAUAUUAUAUGAGACAUCAUGAUCAUGUGGUUAAAGUUCUUCUUGAUAGUCAACAACAUAAUGUGGAUUAUCAGAUGAGCAUUUUAAUGGAUGAUAAUAAUUACUACCGGUGGCAAGUAUGGUUUGAAGAAUCUAUUGAAUUGGAUAGAUAUGAACCACAUAUAGUGGAUAAACUGGAAGAUAUCGCAUAUGAAUAUUGGGAAGAAAUGGAAGUUCAUGAUAAUAACAGAUUAAAUAGAUUGAUUACACGUUUAAAAGAUGAAUAA
Molecule: messenger RNA, 1362 nt
Organism: Rotaria sordida
Lineage: Eukaryota; Metazoa; Rotifera; Eurotatoria; Philodinida; Philodinidae
Source: the annotation of a GenBank genome assembly